GGGCUCCUCCACCGCCUGCUCCCCCAUUUUUCUCUUUUUCUCUUCAACCUCGCACCUCACUCCGCUGGAAAAGCUGCUCUCCACUCUCUUCAACUUUCACUCACGAAGGAUAGCCUAUUUAUUUCAAUCAACGCUGAUACGAGGCUGUAUAAAUUGAAAACAACCAUUCCUGGUUAUAAACAGCCCCAUGUAACGAGGAAAGUUUGAAUGUGACGCGAUGUUUUGGUGUUAAAAAAAAGUUCUAAGUGGGAAUUUCGUGAAAGAGUACGAGCAAUUUCUCAACUUGUCUAUAGGGGCGAAUGGGCGGCAGCUGCUGCUAUCUGCUGCACACAGCCAGUAUUGCAUCCAGUUGUGGCGCUCUGGUUCUCAAGCUUUAAAGAGCUAUUAGUCCACAACACAUCCCUUGCUAUGACAAAAUUUGCACAGUUCCACCAGCAGAUAAAUAUGUCAUGAAAAGUACACGCUACAAACUGAAUGACGUCAGAUAGAAGGACGGAUGGACAGAUGUAGAAAGAAUUGACCAAUUGAGUGAAAAUGGAUAGUCUGCAAUCUGCAAACCUGCUGGUGAAAAAUGCCAUAAAAAAUAUCGAUGGAUGGUUGGAAUUAUGAUUGUUUAUGUAAACUUGCGAAAUGUUUUUUCUCUAUUGGUUUUAUCUUGAUUGAUUGAUGGGUAUAGAGAGGUAUCUGUUGGAAAUAGCUGACAAUAUGUCGACUGUGUGUUGUUGCUUCUUUUUAUCAUCUAAUGUUGAACAAGCCGUGGCCGCUCUGCACUCUACAAAAAGGGGCCAUGAGCAGGCCUCAUCCUAUUGUGAUCUAUUGUAACAAGAGGGCACUGGGUAGGGCUGUGGAUCUUUUUGUUCCACAGAACGUCCCAGUGGGCUCACUCGCAGUCUGUUAAGAGUUGCACGAGCAAAGGUCGGCUCCAGGGUUCACCACCUGCACACUGGAACCAUCCCUGCGCGCUCAAAAUUAUCCAGAGGAAAAAGAAGCGAGUGAAAUGUAAGGAUGAAGAGGCAGAGUGUGGAUGGGGCUUAAAGGUGCAGCCAUGAGCUCACAUGUGGGGGUCAGCGGUGGGAACGGGAGCAGCAUCCGUGUGGAGCAACUUCUGCGACCGGCGCUUCCGGGAAGGAAAGUCCACAGCGAGAUAAGACGGGAUGGAGAUGAAAGAAGACACGCAAGAAGUUGGGAGAAAAGAGGGAGACUCAGGAAGUGUGUCAGUAUUGAAAAUGUCGGCAAUGGAUCAGAAGAGGGAGGAAGCACAGAGAGUCUGUCCAGCUCCGGUUCGGAUCAAGUGGAAUCUGCAGUUGGGUCGAACGCGGUGGCUAGCGGCAGCGCCAUCGUGAAUAAAACCGAUCUUCAGCAUCCACAAGCAGCGGGGAGGUGUUCGCCCCCAUCUCUCACCUCCGUUCGAAACAGCUCACCCGUCCCCUCUCGCCCUCAGAGAGCUUCAUCAUCCGGGACCACCUCAGUGAGGCCACCCAGCCGUCCUCCCAGAGACCCAUGCUGGGUGGAUGUGAGGACACCUGGCGGCUUGUCACAGACUUUGACCAACGCUGAGGGAGAGACCCACUUGGACGAGGAGGAAGAGGGCGGAGGUGUGAUGGACGUGACGAGCCCAUCUCGGAUCACGGUGCCGGAGCGGAUGAGCAAGAAGGAGAGGAAGAGAAUCAAAUGUGCGAGGAGGAGGCAGAAGAGGAAGGAGCGAUGGAGGCAAAGUCAGCUGCAGGGUUCCACAGGUAGCAUUACCAGCAGCAGCGAUGAGGAUGAAGAAGACGUGAGCAAGGAGGGAUACAUGUGCGCCGUGUGCCUGGACGUCUACUUCAGCCCGUACAUGUGUCAGCCGUGCAAGCACAUCUUUUGUGAACCUUGCCUGAGGACGUUGGCCAAGAACUGUCCCACCAGCACUCCCUGCCCCCUCUGCAGAACCAUCAUCACGCAUGUCUUCUUCCAGAAGGAGUUGAAUCAAAUGGUAAGGACGUUCUUCCCAAAGGAAUACGCAUGUCGGAAACAAAACUUCCAGAAAGCGACUUGUGCGAAAUGGCCUCUGCCCAGCUGCAGAAAACUCUUCAGAAUAUUUGGAGGUUUCAGGCCUUCCAGCCCCAUGGCGCGACGUCAGUUGCCCCGUGCGGGCGGCGGCUUCCGUCUGAGCGCGUUGGAUUUUGACGACGACGGCCGCGGGUGGCAUUUUGACAUGGAUAUGGUCAUCAUCUACAUUUACUCUGUCAACUGGAUUGUUGGCUUCUUCAUAGUUUGCAUCCUCUGUUAUCUCUUUUUCCCCUCUUUUUGACAGUCUGAUGGAGAUGAUGAUGAUGAUGAUGAUAAUGAGAUGAUGAUGAUGACAGGUUUUACAGAUUAAGCCGUUUGCUGCACUGUGGAAACAAGCAGGUGGGAUGUUGAGUGGAGCAGUGUCAGCUUGUUAUCAGCCAUUAAUAAACGAUUGAAAGGCCAUAUUGUGUAGGAGGCACAUUUGGGCGUUCAAUUUUCUCAGUGUGCACAUGAUAAACAAUAUGUUCUGUCCCGGAAUUGCGGGGGGUAGAUCAGAAGCAUUGAAAUAGAAGGGACAUUUGCACUCGGCUGUUUAUUGAUAACUGCACUUGUGGUGGUUUGAAUAAAGGCACCUUUUUUUUUUUU
This is a messenger RNA of Syngnathus acus (greater pipefish), 2631 nucleotides long. RefSeq names its product E3 ubiquitin-protein ligase RNF180. Gene Ontology annotation, molecular function: ubiquitin conjugating enzyme binding; ubiquitin protein ligase activity; metal ion binding. The record is from RefSeq and is a predicted model, not a curated record. The transcript has 4 exons. Gene Ontology annotation, cellular component: endoplasmic reticulum membrane. Gene Ontology annotation, biological process: serotonin metabolic process; protein polyubiquitination; positive regulation of proteasomal ubiquitin-dependent protein catabolic process. The coding region runs from base 1025 to 2287 and encodes 420 amino acids. NCBI's taxonomy places the organism in Eukaryota, Metazoa, Chordata, Actinopteri, Syngnathiformes, Syngnathidae.